UUCGAUUUAUAUCUUUUGCGAAGUCGUAUAGUGGGAAACCUUAGCUCAAACAUAAUAAAAUCGACAUUCCUGUUACGGUAAAGAGUCAAUCUAAUCAAAUUAGGAUUAAACCAGAUCCUUAAUACGCUUUUCAUUAAGCAAAAAUCUCCAAUGAAACAGUUUGCGUCACAAAACCACGCCUGUUAAUUUAUCUAAACCAAUCGUAUUGUUGUACAGGUGAAAAGGAGGCGAGAUCAAACAACACACACAAGCAUCAACCAUUUACCUGUUCAAUACUUGAGGCCAGCAAGUUGCUUGCCGAAGAAGAGGGACUCAACACCACCACAAAGCUUCGACCUCUACAGCGCUCCCCAUCAGUCAGGUGCAAAAGCUCUCUGGGCUUCGACUUCUUCUGCCGUGUCUUUGCGAACCGUUCAAAUUACUUUUUUGAAUACAACUGUUGUAAAGUGUAGUUCUUUUGGACAAUGUGAAAAAAAAAGCGAAAACUAAUACCAUUAGAGGGUGUUAUUUUAUUUGGAAUUACCAACAGCAGUAUCUUAUCAUGAUGACAUCAGCGAAGAAAUCCUGACGCUCUUGACGGUUCCUUCGCUGAGAAUUCUUGAAGAUGCCUCGGCUAGAGUAUCUAUCUCAGUAUGUGGGGUCUUCUACAUCUCCUUCGCGAUCACCACCCACCUCGCCAUCAACUAGUCCUAUGCCAGGUGUAUCAUCGGGGGCUAUAAGUCCUUUCUCCACGAAGUCGCGAUGCAGCGCAUUUUCUUUAGUUUAUCCAAAGCAGAUACAUGCCAAAGGUCUUCAAUCAGCGAGAGAAAUAAGUGCUGUAAUGUAUGGGCCACAUUCUUUUAGUCAACUUGCCCCCACCGUUUAUACCCCUUACGUGUGGUCUCAUCUGCCAAAUCUUAUAUUUCCUUACCCAACCCCUGACAAACCUGUUAAAUCGUACAAUUCGUCCCAUGUUACUCGUAUAGAUCCAAACUGCAAAACCAGGAAAGAAAAGAAUGCUGAUGACAUGCCUCUGAACUUAUCGUUAAAAGGGCGAACGAGAUCGCACAGCAUUUGGUCACCUGGAAGUUUAUGUGAACAAGAAGUGAACUCGAAAUCGGAUGUGAAUCUGUGUACGAACGUUAACGGUAAUAGUUUAAUUACGACUAGUGUAGAUAUAAUAAACUUAAGUAAAUGUGACAAUAAAAGAAACUGUAACGUGAACAUUAAUGAAGUUAGAAGAAGGUGGAAUUCCCCCGAACAAGCGAACAAUUCUACAACCCAAAUAGGACCUGUUGGAGAAAAAACAUUCACUUUUUGUUUUCAGUGUCAGCAAUGUGGAAAAACAUUUAAAAGAUCCUCAACCUUAUCUACGCAUUUAUUAAUACAUUCAGACACGCGACCAUACCCUUGUCAGUUUUGCGGGAAGAGAUUCCAUCAGAAGUCCGACAUGAAGAAACAUACGUACAUACAUACCGGUGAAAAACCUCACAAAUGCGUGGUUUGUGCUAAGGCGUUUAGUCAAUCCUCGAAUCUCAUAACUCAUAUGCGAAAACAUACGGGGUAUAAGCCUUUUUCGUGCGGUCUCUGCGACAAAGCGUUUCAAAGGAAAGUGGACUUACGUAGACAUCGUGAAUCUCAACAUCCGUCUGAAGAAGAACCUGUAGCAGCUUUUACAAGACUACACUCGCGUGAUCCAAAACUGUUUGAGUUAUUACCUCAACAAGAAGAUGGCAAACCGGAAGUUAGCAGCAGCAGCGGAGGCAGCUUUUAAGUCUGAUUUUGGCCUUUCUUCUAAUAUACAUGCAUAUUCAUAGAGGGUGGAUUAUAAUUGGAUCAAAACAUUUUUCAAUUAUAAUAGCGUACGUAUUGUAACUUUUGUGUUGAAAAGGUUGAUUUUGUACUAUUUUUAAUUGAAUUCUACCGUACUUUUUACGCUGGUCUUUCGUAUCUUAGACCACUUUUUGUACCUAAUGUACAGAUAUUAUUUAGUGAGUAAACUUUAACACGUCAGUUUUAAUGUGCAGCUACGUUUUCAUGGCGAUUUCUUCAUAGCGAAAGGUCAAUAGGAUUGCUUAGGAAAAAUCAUAAGCUAUUUGCGUAAAUUGCAUAUCCUAAGUCCACAUUUAUGAUUUUAUGUGCUAGUUGCUUUGUGCCAUAUUAUUGGGUAUUAUAUUUCAAAAUACAAACGAAGGAAUUUUAAACCUUGAUGUUAGUUGGCCGCUAAUUCGUUAAUUUCUUCUAUAACACAUUAUUUUACUCUCUAGUUUGAGAAAAAAUCUACUUUUUGCAUAAAAAAUAAGUAUUGAUUCGUGUAAUAACAUAUUGCAAAGAGGACACAAAGUCGUCGUUUCAGCAAAUUAGCCAUUAUAAUUAAAAAUUAUGCCGGUUUAUUAUCGGACACAGUUGCGUGUAAAUUGGUUUUGUCUAGUUGACAGAUGACAAAGAUACUCAUAUUUUACUACCGUUUUCAUUACUAAACGAUAAUAUCGUAAUUACAAGAAAGGUCUUAGUUCGUGCUGACAUCGCUUGUGUAUGUUAACAAAUUAAUAUUUUUAUAGCGCAUUGACGCUAUUAACAAAAGUCCAUUCCUGAUAGUAAGAUUCAUGACAAUGGUCAAUUAGAAACAAUAGCCAGUUGACGAAAUUUGUUUUGAUAGCACCACAGACAUAGGCAUAUACAGGGACAAGAGGCGUAAAGCCCUCAGGGGAAGAUGUUUUGCUUAGGGUUUAUUGGUUACACUUCUGCGUCUGGUAGAGUUAAGCCAAUAGAGUCUAGGCACCUGCUACCUGACUGUUUUCGCUUGACUGCUUCCUACCCUAUUAUUCCUAUGUCAAUGGGAAAUUGUGAGGGUUGAUGACCUAUUUGUUUAAUUUGGUUUUAUGAAAAAAGCACUUCACGAAAUUUAUCAACAAUUAUUUUAUAAUUUCCCAAAACUGUUUAUUAUUAUAUCACAUACAUCGUAUUUGUAGUCAUUUGUAAAUUUGUAAUAUUGUGAUGUUAGAUUUUAAUGCUAGGUACUAAUUUUAUUGUAUAAGAUGUAAAUAAUUAUAUGUUUAAUUACCAAUUGUACAAAUAAAAAGACAAAGAUAGAACACGUUACAUUUUAACAAAAAUUAAAAUUUGCAUAUUUGCACUUACAGCUUAAGUUUGAGUACUUAAUAAUUUGGAUUCUAGCUACGUUUUGGAUGAAUUUUACAAAACCCUCAUGCAGCUAAAGACCAAAGAUAGUUUAAUGUUGUAGUGAUAAGUAUUUAUUUAUUGUUGUAUUGAAGUAAUUAUUAUAAUAAAAUACCUUCAAGUGCCUUUAACUUUAAGCGUCUAGUUAAUUGUAAAUAUUAUGCGUAUUUAAAUGUGUGGUACAACUGUAACGUUUUAUUUAUUAAAGAAAAUUUGUAUUG
Molecule: messenger RNA, 3380 nt
Organism: Agrilus planipennis (emerald ash borer)
Lineage: Eukaryota; Metazoa; Arthropoda; Insecta; Coleoptera; Buprestidae
Gene: sens
Product: zinc finger protein 675-like
Exons: 6
Coding region: 605-1753 (382 amino acids)
Cellular component (GO): nucleus
Source: RefSeq, a predicted model, not a curated record